AUGACGGACUGGGAAAGCAUACCAAGAAUUGGUGAGAAGGCAGCGGAUAUAAAACUUUUUGGCACUGGGGUAAAACUCAUGGUUGCGAAGAAUGUCGGGAUGUUUACGGGGAACGCAUAUAGUCUUAUAAAUAGUGGUGACGUUAUGGUGUGGAUUGAUGGACGGGAGAUUAUUUCCAGAUGCAGGCACAUCGACUACCAGUGGGGUUCCAUACUGGGGGACCCCGAGUCAACAAUCACCAUUGAUCAGUAUCAAGAGGACAUUGACAGCACGCAG
Molecule: messenger RNA, 276 nt
Organism: Paraglomus occultum
Lineage: Eukaryota; Fungi; Glomeromycota; Glomeromycetes; Paraglomerales; Paraglomeraceae
Source: the annotation of a GenBank genome assembly